AUGCCAGCAAUAGAAAAGGAGGUCAUCAUAUUCGGAGAAGGUGGCGUGGGUAAAACAUGCUUCACUGACAUGUUUAUGCGAGAGCGGCAUUUCGCAUUCUAUGAUCCUACCGUGACCACACCAGAGCGCAAACGCGUGGUCAUAGAUGGCCUAGCCUGGUCGCUUCGCUUAGUCGACCUGAGGGCCAGUCUUUUCCAAGAGUCCGAUCUCCCAGGGGAGACGGGCUUUGCUCCCCGUUAUUUCGUUAAAAUGCUGAGGGACGCUGAUGGAAUCAUAUUCCUGUACGACAUCACGUCAAAGGCUAGCUAUGAGCAUAUUGUGAAUGAAGGAUAUUUGGAUGCUUGCCGCUGGAGGCGGAUGUACCGGGAAAAUACAACGACACUCAGGUCUUACCCUGCGGGAAUGCAGCGCUUUGGAUGCAUUCUUGUGGGCAAUAAACUCGACCUUGGCCAAGAGAAGAGGGAGGUUGAUAGAGAUGUUGCGCAAGAGUGGGCUGAGUCAAUGGGCAUGCAAUUCUUUGAACUGAGUGCGUUUAGCAACGAGUCGAUCAAGGAGGCUAUGACGGCAUUGGUGAAGUCUAUGAUCAAGGCUGAGGAGAGGGAUAAUGAAGAUCUUAGUGAAGGGGAGAACUUGAAAAAGAGUGUGGUGGCAAAGGCGAAGAAGCUAGCAUCUGGAGUUCCUUUUCGGGGUACUCAGCGGAAGAUGAUCUCCUUGUAA
Lindgomyces ingoldianus is the source of this 717-nucleotide messenger RNA. RefSeq names its product P-loop containing nucleoside triphosphate hydrolase protein. The transcript is spliced from 2 exons. Lineage: Eukaryota; Fungi; Ascomycota; Dothideomycetes; Pleosporales; Lindgomycetaceae. The record is from RefSeq and is a predicted model, not a curated record. Gene Ontology annotation, molecular function: GTPase activity; GTP binding. Bases 1 to 717 code for a protein of 238 amino acids.